Messenger RNA from Monosiga brevicollis MX1, 1597 nucleotides. RefSeq lists its product as uncharacterized. The record is from RefSeq and is a predicted model, not a curated record. Bases 188 to 1597 code for a protein of 469 amino acids. Gene Ontology annotation, biological process: regulation of autophagy. Gene Ontology annotation, molecular function: protein binding. NCBI's taxonomy places the organism in Eukaryota, Choanoflagellata, Craspedida, Salpingoecidae. The transcript is spliced from 5 exons.
GGGUUCUUCUACCUCCUCGACUUCCGUCUCUGCCUUGGCCGCCAACUCCGGCGUUGACUGAGGUAGUCUGCUCUGUGCUCGAGUCGUCUUUUGGCAACAAGGUCACGGCUCUCUGCCGCACGCGCAUCCACGAGUGACCUUUGCUUUUUUUGGACAGUCCGCCGAGGCGGGGCGCGACCUUUGCACGAUGAUGUCCCUCCGUCGAAGGAUCGGAGGCGCACGCAAGCCCGAAGAGGAAGAACUCCCGCCUCGACUCGAGCUUAAUCCCUUUACUCACCUCCAACUGGUGGCGACACAUGAUGAACCCAUCGCCUCAAUGCUGGUCGUGCCUCCCAAAUCCAUCAUCUCCGCGAGUGAUCAAGGUGACAUUCAGAUUCACAACACGGAUGAAGGCCGUCUCGUUCACCAAUACCAACCGCUUCAUGCCCAUGUCGUGGCCAUGUGCUUGACGCACGAUGGCUCCAUCGUCGUUGUCACCCAUGACGGCAAGCUGCGCAUCUACAACAACGACUACACGCUCCGCCUCUGCCGCCCACAUGAACUCGGGGCCAUCAACCACGCUGUUGCCAUUGGAUCAGCUUCCAUCUGCUUGGGUGGCUGCCAAUUCGCCGUGGUUGACGACCAAGGCGAGCCCGUACUGGUGGACCCCCGCCAAGCCAUCCCCCUCACCCGAAGCAACAGUAGCAGCAGCAGUGCACAUGGCAGCGCAAAUGGCUACCAAGCCCAAGAGGAUGACCGGCCCGAAAUCGAGCGUCUCCUCAUCAUAUCAGAGUUCAAAAUUGCUGCCCUGACCAGCGCCAGCGUCGAAAUUUUCGACGUGCAACCCGAUCUGGUCAACUCGUUUGAUCGUCGCCGCGCCGGCUCCACCAGCUUACCCCUCGCCUCAGAGCUGCCCCUCGUUAUGAACGUGCUCAACGACAAGCUCUUUGGCGUCGGCACCUACACCGGCGCUGUCAUCUUCUCCCGCACCAGCUUGUCCCCCACCUUUCGCGUCUCCACUACCAUCGUCGAGUCGGACGGACGCCGGACAAACUCCACUGCCGUCACCGCCAUCGCUGGCCUAGGCAACCACCUUGUUGCCCUCGCCUGUGUCAAAGAGCUCCGCGUUUACGAACUUGCCGCGCCACACGCCUGUCUUUUCACACUCAAAAACGCCAUGGACGCCAAAAUCACAACCCUUCAUCCCCUGGCCCUCGGUCGCGUCCUCAUGACCCAAGGUACAGAUGACACCAUAAAGGUCUGGUCUGUGGCUCAUCUCUUCUCUGACGCACAACACCCCGAUGAUCCUGUGCGCUGUGCGGAACAACUCCUCCAAUCCCCAUACAUGGCUGCUCUGAAGGGCCAGGUUGCAAUUCCCGCCGUGGGUGCACGUGUCGGAAGUGGUCGGUCAGAUCGCCCAGCGCAUCCGGCGCCCGCAAUUUGCAUUGGACACUUACAGCACGAGUGCUCCCCCGUGCAAUCGCUCGUCGUCAACCCCCACACAUUGGCCGUUGGCCUGGCCGAUGGCACCAUCUGUUUGUGGAAAAAUGGCGCCUAUGCUUGGCGGCAGAGCAAUCAGGCCGUGUUGGAGGCGCGCUCAGAAUUGUCACAAUACUAG